AUGAGCUUGGGAAUUAGAGUAUGCGAUGAUGCUAGGGCGUACCCCACAGGCGACGCGCAGAUGCAGCACCCGGCGUCUGUGGGAAAUGGACAAGGGUUGCUGCACCAGGGACGGGGGCAGCGUAAGAGGCGAGUCCAGGAGGUGAGCUUGAGGAUUGCCAGUUGGAAUGUGGGUAUAGUGUUAGAUAGAGAGCUCAAGAACAAGGUGAUGGAUGUGAAAAGAGUGAAUGAUAGAGUUAUUGUAGUAAAACUGUUGAUUGAAGACUCGGUUUUAAAUGUCGUUAGUGUGUAUGCGCCGCAAACGGGAUGCGAUGACAGUAUGAAAGAAAUAUUUUGGGAGGAUUUUGAUGCGGUAAUAAUGAAAGUACCAGAGUGUGAGGAAAUAUACAUUGGGGGGGGGGGGACUUUAAUGGACAUGUGGGAAGGAUGA
Melitaea cinxia (Glanville fritillary) is the source of this 429-nucleotide messenger RNA. RefSeq lists its product as uncharacterized. The transcript has 2 exons. Bases 1 to 429 code for a protein of 142 amino acids. NCBI's taxonomy places the organism in Eukaryota, Metazoa, Arthropoda, Insecta, Lepidoptera, Nymphalidae. The record is from RefSeq and is a predicted model, not a curated record.